Parnassius mnemosyne (clouded apollo) is the source of this 3413-nucleotide messenger RNA. The record is from the annotation of a GenBank genome assembly. NCBI's taxonomy places the organism in Eukaryota, Metazoa, Arthropoda, Insecta, Lepidoptera, Papilionidae.
ACACUGUCGCUAAAUCAAGGCGCGCAUUACGUAUGCGUAAAAAUUGUAUUGUAAUUUUAAUAAUAAUUUGAGUCAAAGUUCACUAUUCCAAUAUCACACUGAAUAAUGAAGCAAUAGAUAACUGGAAACGUUGUAAAAUGGAGAGUGUUACGAACUUUUCUGUGUCGCUAAUAAAGGGGUUUAUAGACAGUCUACGCGGGGUAACAGUACUUUUAUACCUUGACAAAGAAAUAAAUGAACGAGCCCUCAGCCGCUCUCCACAAAUUGAAUCUGAAAAUAACAAAUAUAAACAGAAAAACGUGAAAGUCAAACAAGAAUCAAAAGUACUGACAAGAGUUUUACAGUCAUGCAUUCUUAACGGUUUUAUAUUUUUGCUGAGUAUUCUCGUGUUCGAGUAUGCUCUGUUACCAGCGGUGAGGUACUUAGUGCUGGCUGUGUUCGGUCACGACCCGGGCGUUGCACACAAUGUAUGGGCUUGGAUGCAGCCCUUUCUGUCCAUGACAUUCAGGAUGAUUUGGGUGCUUCCACUAUUUUUAUUGAGCAAACUGGUGAAUAGUUUGUGGUUUCAGGACAUAGCGGAUUCGGCGUACAGACACCGGCGCGGUCGGCCGCAAUUUAUGUCAAGCGUCAGCAAAAUCAUUGCCGACUCACUUUUCAGUCUUCUAGUGCAAGCUUUGUUCCUAGUUCAGAGUAUGGUGGUGAGCAUGCUGCCGAUAGCAUAUGUGGGCGAGCUACUGUGUCUGGUUCACAUGUGCUUGUUAUACUCACUGUACUCGUUCGAAUACAAGUGGUUCAACAUGGGCUGGGAACUGCACAAGCGGCUAACAUUCAUCGAGACUAACUGGCCGUACUUCCUCGGCUUCGGUCUGCCGCUCGCUGUACUCACGCAGAUACCAAACUCUUAUAUAAUAAGUGGUUGUGUAUUCUCCAUUUUCUUCCCGGUGUUCAUUUUGAGCGGGAACGAGGCAACCCCUGUCAUUGGAAGCGAAUAUCCACUGAGGUUAUUCUCACCGGUGGUGGCGAUCUCUAACGGCAUGUUCCGGCUCGCACGACGCACCGCUGACGUCGACAGGAAGAGCUGAUAGCGGAAACUACUCGUACUAUACCUACCUUAAAAGUCCUUAUUUAUACUUUUUACAAACUUUAAACCAAUUUAAAUCCAUGUUAUGUUACAUAUUAUACAUAGUAUAAUAUUAUGUGAGUAAAUCAAUUUGUGCAAAAAUAUUGGAGCCGUGAACAAUUUGUAUGAUGGCAUGACUUAUCUAUAUAAAAUAGGUGCAAGUAAAGCAAUUGAAAUUGUAGUGUUUAUGAACUGCCAUAAGAGUUUGUUGAAAUUAAGGAUUUCUGUGUGAAGUCACGCAUGAGGGCAGCGCGGUGGACUUCCCUGUCCCUAUAUUCUCUUAAAUAUGAGGGAGCUUUGGGAUUUUUUUUAGGUUGUUACAUUAUUGUAAGACAAGAUUUCUAUGGCUUCAUUAAUCAAUGUAUCAAAUAUUAUACUGAAUGAAAUGAAAAUUGUACUUAGUAACUUGUUUCUUUUACAAAAUAUAUAUAAAAAUGUUUUUUUUUAACAUUUAGGUUAGCCCUAAUUGUUAAAAAAAUAUUCACAAGUAUGUUAAUUACGUUACCAAUUUUUAAAUAAAAAUUCAUAAAAAUUAUGAUUUAUAAAAAAAUUUGCAAAAAAAAUAUAAGACUUAUUUAAAGGAAAGACUGUAAUAUAAUUGAAGGUAUCGUAGGUAUAUGAUUUGUAUGUUUGUACCUAUAAUAUAAAAGUUUUUCGUGUAUAUAAUAUUAUAGAACAUGCUUCUCUAUGAAGAAGUUUUGUAGCUUUAUAUUUAUUAUUUUAGUUUUUUCAUAGCUGUAGAAGUUUGUGAAUGAAAUUUAAUAAUUUUAUUUUAUAUGGAUAUAUUUUUAAAGUGUUCAUGGAAUAUUGAAACGGAUUGUUGGAAUUUUAGUUUGAGUUAUUGCAUAGUUUUGAUGCACGGUGUAAAAGUCUUUACUUGUUGGCGAAAGUUUUUAAAUCACUUUUAUAGGAGCUCUUAAGAUUUAUAAAAAUAUAGAUAUUCAUAGCUUGCUGAAAUUAAUUUAUAGUUUAAUAAUUUUUUUUGUUUUUUAAUUUUUAACCACUGCAUCUUUGGCUGGAACCUGCAACUGUAUAAAAGAAUUGUCUCUAAGGUAUAAAUUUCCAUAUUAUACAUUUUUGAACCAACUGUGAAUUGGAUUGUUGUUACAUCCAACACAUGUUGACUUCAUUGGUGUUUUUUAUAAAUAUAAAUAUUAAUUUUAUGGUACCAGCCUAGCAGCCAGCAUGUGCGCAGCGGCAAUGUGUCAUACAUGAAUAUAAAAUAUGUAAAAGUUUUUUUUUAAAUUAUAAUUUAAAAAUGUUUUUUUUUUUUUAAGUAGCUCAGAGUCAGAAUAUUUAUUGCCUGUGCAUGUUCAAUUUGCGGGUGACAUUGCAAUUAAAUGUUAUACGGUUUACUCAUGUCGGGUGUGCAAUAAUUAAGAAACAAAAACUUUAUUUAAAUUAUAAAAAAACAUUAUGGAGUCUUCAGAGGUGAUGUGGAGUCGGCUGCGGGUGUCCACGGACUGCAGUGGCCACUUACCAUCAAGUGAACAGUAAUUCGCUUGUCACUACAAUUUUCUUAAAAACAAAAACUUAUGGCUUGAUUUCUGAUAAAAUACAACAGCUAGGGCGCUUCUUCUGGACUUUAUAUGGCAAUCAAUAGCAUAUUCAUGUCAUCUGUAACAAACAUUAACUUUGAUAAAUAUUUGUUUAAAUUAAAUGUUAUCUCGAUAUAAUAUUUCUAUUGUAUAUAAUAUUUUAUAUACAAUGAAACAAGGUCCGUUAUUUUAUGAAUUAGUUUAUACGACAUAGGUUAUUGGAAUACGGUUUUUAAUUAUUUUGUUUGGUUUAAAAUAUUAUACAACAUUGUGCUGUGCCACAUUGAUUUGAAACAAAAAUUAUCAAUUGUGUUAAUUUAUAAUUAAUCUGCAUGAAAAUUCACUUAUUUAUAUUUUAUUAUUUUUUGAAUUACUUCACAUUAUUAUGAAACGGUAUAAAUUACUUAAACUAUGAAUUUUAUGCCAAUAAAGCUUAUUUGGGGAUUGUUUAUUAAGUUAUAAUUUAUACAGGGAUACUGCAAAUAUAUUUAAUUAAGUUUUUAAUGUAUUAUAUAUUUAAAUAUUUAUACGCUCAUACCCAAUAGUAUAAAAUUAAAAGUUGUAAUAAUAUCAAGAUGGUGCCUGGAUAUUAGAUUUAAAUUGAUAAUAUUGUAACACUAGUUACGCUUUGUGUAAGGCGCACCUUACUUAUAUGAUAAUCACUCUCAUCCUGAUGCGUCUGUAAUUUCAGCCAAUUGUGAUUAAUUUAUUUUACAUGACAUAAUUUAUUAAAUUAAAAUGACUGAAGAAUAAAC